GUUCCCAGGCUGAUUGUGAUUCUGUAGACCCAGAAGCCAGACUGGAGUGGGCCAGAGAAAGAGAAGGAGACUUAUUUCGUUCCAAAACGGCAUCUUCCUUUUAUCGAGUUGUCUUAGUAGUCAGCCUCUGUGCUCCCAUCUAUUGUGCGCCCCCAUCUGGUCCCUCCAGCAGAGGGGUCCCCCUUCCUUCCUCCACAAAGAGCAGCCCCGCCUUUCAAAUGUCUUCCAGCAACACCAACUUCGCCUUCCGACUAUACUGGAAGCUGGUGCUGAAGACCCCAAGUAAGAACAUCUUCUCCCCGAUGACUGUCUCUGCUUCCCUGGUUAUGCUCUCACUAGGGGCCCGCUCAGCCACCAAGACCCAGAUCCUCCAGAGCCUCGGCUCCAACCUCACACACACGUCAGAGCCUGCCAUCCACCAGGGCUGCCAGCUCCUGGUCCACGCACUCAGUGUCCCCAGCAAAGACCUGGACUUGAAGAUGGAGAGUGUCCUCUUCAUCAAAAAGGAGCUGCAGAAAAAUUUCUAGGACAAUGUCGAGAGGCUGUAUGAGUCAGAAGUCCUCUCUACAGAUUUCUCCACCACCUCCACUGCCCGGGAGAGGAUCGACAGCUACGUGGAGAAGGAGACCAAAGGAAAGGUUGUGGACUUAAUCCAAUGCCUUGAACUUCUGACAGCCAUGGUCCUGGAGAACCACAUUUUCUUUAAGGCCAAGUGGGAGAAGCCCUUUAACCUUGAAGAUGCAAGUAAAAGCUUUCCAUUCCUGGUGGGCAAAGGAACCACUGUGCAGGUCCUGAUGAUGCACCAGGUGGAGCAAUUUGCUUUUGGGGUGGAUCUGGAGCUGAACUAGAAGGACUACAGUGGAGAAAUCAUGGCCUUCUUUGUCCUCCCUGGCCAGGGCAACAUGAGGCAGCUGGAACAGGCCUUGUCAGCCAGGACACUGAGGAAGUGGAGCCACUCACUCCAGAAGAGGUGGAUAGAGGUGUUGAUUCCAAAAUUUUCCAUUUCUGCCUCCUAUGAUCUAGAAACCAUCCUCCCAAAGAUGGGCAUCCAGCAUGCCUUUGACAAAAAUGCUGAUUUUUCUGGAAUCACUAAGAAAGACUUUCUGUGGGUUUCCAAAGCCACCCACAAGCCUGUGCUGGACAUCAGAGAGGAGGACACCGAGGCCACAGCAGCCACAGCAGCCACAGCCACCAAGCUCAUGCUCUGGUCAAAGGAUGGCCCAUCCCACUCUAUCAUCCGUUUUAACAGGCCCUUCCUGAUGCAGAUUAUAUAGAGAUCCACAGAGACCACUCUCUUCCUAAGGAAAGUGGGAAAUCCCACUGAGUUCUAG
Molecule: messenger RNA, 1331 nt
Organism: Equus quagga
Lineage: Eukaryota; Metazoa; Chordata; Mammalia; Perissodactyla; Equidae
Product: serpin A9-like
Biological process (GO): negative regulation of endopeptidase activity
Molecular function (GO): serine-type endopeptidase inhibitor activity
Source: RefSeq, a predicted model, not a curated record